UCGGAAGAGGCAACCAAACUGUUGUUCCAUCAUAUCCCGGCAAGAUGCUGUACAAGAGCUUUCUUCUACUGAGUGUUUUCGCUGUCGCAUGCUACGGACAGUCGCGGGUGCCCGUCUACGUUUACUACGAAUCACUCUGCCCGGAUAGUGCAAAGUUUGUCAACGACCAGCUGUACCCGGUGGCCACGUCGAAGGAGUUUAAACAGUACAUGGAACUUCAUUUGGUGCCGUUCGGCAAGUCCUCGUACGCGACCAAGGGCUCGGACGUCACCUUCGAAUGCCAUCACGGUGAGAACGAGUGCUACGGCAAUAAGGUGCACGCCUGCGCCAUCGAGCACAUCCAGGGUAAUUCGUAUCAGCCAGAAAUGUCCCGUGAAAAUCUCACUCUCGAGUACGUCAACUGCCUGAUGGAGCGAGCCCAGUUCAAGGAUGGCCCGUUCCCGCUCAAGGUUUGUGCUGAGAAGGUGAAAAUCGACCAGGCGGACGCGAUCGAGAAAUGUGCCGCCGAAAACGAGGGAAGCAUACUGCUGAAAAAGUAUGGCGAUGCGACCAACAAACUUCAGCAGCCCCUAAAAAGUGUGCCCACCGUUGCCUUCAAGCAGACGUACGAUGAGGAAUUGCAGAAACUAUCGGUGAGCAGCUUCCGUCACGCAUUGUGCAAAAAUCUAAGCCCGCAACCGGUGGCAUGUCUUGAUCUACCCGGAUCAGCAUCUACAAUUAGUUCGUUUGCCGCGAUCAUCACUGCUGCCGCCUUGUUCAUCGCUAGACUAUUUUAGAAAUACUUCCAGGGCAUCUAGCGAGCAAAUACUUAAGUCAUGCAUUCCAGGUGUUAACGUAUAAUUGAUGUGUGGGCUUUUUCUGGUUCUUAAACAGAAAAACUAGUUUUUUUUAUUGCCACACUAGAAUUCUGAACACACAUUGAUUAUGUACGCACUGCCGAUCCGCAUUAUCCGUCCAAAAGAAGUGUUGUAGCACACAGUUGUGUGCAUGAUGUUUUAAAUAUAUGAACAAAAGAAUUCGUCGCCGUUCUGGCAUGA
Molecule: messenger RNA, 1037 nt
Organism: Anopheles coustani
Lineage: Eukaryota; Metazoa; Arthropoda; Insecta; Diptera; Culicidae
Gene: GILT1
Product: GILT-like protein 1
Exons: 4
Coding region: 45-776 (243 amino acids)
Molecular function (GO): oxidoreductase activity, acting on a sulfur group of donors, disulfide as acceptor
Source: RefSeq, a predicted model, not a curated record